Messenger RNA from Apus apus (common swift), 4469 nucleotides. RefSeq names its product merlin-like. The record is from RefSeq and is a predicted model, not a curated record. Gene Ontology annotation, biological process: regulation of organelle assembly; positive regulation of protein localization to early endosome; regulation of cell shape. NCBI's taxonomy places the organism in Eukaryota, Metazoa, Chordata, Aves, Apodiformes, Apodidae. Gene Ontology annotation, cellular component: plasma membrane; cytoskeleton; apical part of cell. Bases 1445 to 3427 code for a protein of 660 amino acids. Gene Ontology annotation, molecular function: actin binding; cell adhesion molecule binding. The transcript has 20 exons.
AAUGGCCCGUCUGGGGGCCGCGUUGCGGUGUUGAGCUGGGCACGGUCUGCAGCGGGCCUCGGCCUGCAGGCGCGGGAAGGGGGUGAGGAGGCUGAGGUGUGAGAGCUGAGGGGCUGUUUCCGCUAUAAAUGAAGCCCUGGGUCAGCACGGCCCCUUCUUGUGCUUCUGUGGUGCUAUUGGUUUGUACAGAAAUUAGUUUUGUGUACUUCCACCUGUUAAUGAUCCACAUACUGAAGGUUUUCUGUGUGAUUUUGGAAUAAUUAUGAUGUGUUUGAAAUGAGAGCUGGCUUCUUGCCCUUGCUUACCCAUAUUCUGGUAGAAAUUCGACUUCAAGAAACACAUAUCUAAAAUGGAGGGUUGAGAAAAAACUUACAAAUGAAAUAAUGGCAAAAAAAAAAAAAAAGCCUUGACUUUCCUGUUGCCUUUGGGGUAACGUGAUUCUGGCAGCUCAAAGAGCUUGUGGUCUCUGCCCUGUAACUUCAGGCUGAAGUCAUCCCUUUUUAUUUAAAUGUGUUCACUUACCUUUUUUCCCCUGCCAAGUGUUUUGGCUGCCGCCCAUUUUUCUGGCUUGUUCUCUUCAGGCAUUCUUGUCCCACCAUCUCUCACCACAGGAAGAGGGCAGGUAGGGGAUUGUAUUUACUUGCUAGGACAACACUGCAGCUUCCCUUUUUAAGGUGGCUGGGUAUGGUGAGAACAGGCUGUUCUUUGUGUGCCUGGAGCCUGCUAAGAUAGUGUGAUCAGAGGAGUUAUUUGGAAGUUUAUUACCAGUUCUUACACAUGACCAAGCCAAGAUUGAUGGGCUUCUCUUAUUUUGGUACCUCGUUGCUUGAAUUACAGUGGAGAGAAGUUGGGAGGAGUCUUGCUGGCACAGGCAGGAAAUGGUUAAGAGCCUUUCAUAUCACCUGGGAAAGCAAUUCUUUGAUUUUUCAGAGGGCGCUAACAUGCUGCAGAUCAUGGGAAACAAAGGAAAGGGAAUCAAGUAUAAAAGUUGUUCUUGGAUUUCAUUUUCAGUGGCAGAACUUGCAAGGGCUGAAUACUGAUGCCUGCUGAAAAAUAUGGAAUUUUUUUAUUAAAAAGAAUUUUUCUUCCUGUCUUCAUUCAGGAAAUGAUCUGUCAGUGUCAAGGAGGGAGAAGACCAGUUAGAGCUGGUGGAUGUCACUUCAUUCCUCUUGGAUAUGAACACAAUAAAAGGCAGACUCAUUCUGUUCCUGAUUAUUUUCUAGCCCCUGGAGCUCUCCUUUGGAUUCUCUUCAGUUGUCUUUCCUGAAGUGUGUUCCCCCAAACCAAACAAGACUUCAGGAGAAGCUUCGCCAGAGCCAACUGGAGGGAGAGGACUCCUCAACUAGUCUCAGUGGUGUCAGAAAGAUGAGUUUCUUUCUGGCCUUUUCUUCCCCUCCCUGAAUUGUCUGAAGUGCUUGUUCUCACCUCUUCUGCUGCUGCCCAUAUGACUUGGUGUGGCUUUCCUCAUAAACUAAAAAAGAUGUCCAUCCGAGGCCUGAAGAAGAAACAGCCAAAGACUUUUAAAGUCAAAAUUAUAACAGUGGAUGCUGAAAUGGAGUUCAGCUGUGAGAUGAAGUGGAAGGGAAAAGAUUUGUUUGAUCUGGUGUGCCGGGCACUUGGUUUAAGAGAGACAUGGUUUUUUGGCUUGCAGUACACACUGAAAGGAAUGUGCACCUGGCUAAAGAUGGACAAAAAGGUUUUGGAUCAAGAAAUCCCCAAAGAAGAUCCCAUUAGCUUACAUUUUUUGGCAAAAUUCUACCCCGAGAAGGUAGAAGAGGAGCUAUUGCAGGAAAUCACCCAGCAUUUAUUCUUCCUUCAGGUUAAGAAGCAAAUACUGGAUGAGGAAAUCUAUUGUUCUCCAGAAGCAACAGUUUUACUGGCUUCUUACGCUGUUCAGGCCAAGUAUGGUGACUAUGAUCCAAAUUUCCACGAGCCAGGCUUUCUAGCCCAUGAUGAACUUUUACCCAAAAGGGUCCUCAGGCAGUAUCAGCUGACAGCAGAGAUGUGGGAAGAAAAGAUUACUGCUUGGUAUGCUGAGCACAGGGGCAUUGCCAGGGAUGAAGCUGAAAUGAACUACCUGAAAAUUGCCCAAGACUUGGAAAUGUAUGGGGUCAAUUAUUUUCCAAUUGCUCAAAAUAAGAACCAUACAGAUCUGCUGCUUGGAGUCGAUGCCAAAGGUAUCCACAUCUACAGCAUUAAUAACAGGUUCUCUCCAAGUAAGUCAUUUGAGUGGAGUGCUAUCAGAAACAUCUCCUAUAGUGAGAAGGAGUUAACUAUUAAACCUCUUGACAAAAAGGCAGAGGUCUUCAAGUUCUUUUCCUCUCAACUCAAAGUGAACAAACUGAUUUUGCAAUUGUGCAUUGGAAACCAUGACCUAUUUAUGAGGAGAAGAAAAGUGGACUCAAUAGAGAUCCAGCAAAUGAAGGCACAAGCCAGGGAAGAAAAAGCUAGGAAAAAGAUGGAGAAUCAAAGGCUGGCCAGGGAGAAGCAGCUCCGAGAAGAAGCUGAGCGAGCCAAGGAAGAGCUGGAGAGGCGUCUGUUCCAGCUGGAGGAUGAAGCCAGGCAGGCCAACGAGGCUCUGCUCCGAUCCCAGGAAGCAGCAGAGUUGCUGGCUGAGAAAGCUCAGAUUGCAGAGGAGGAGGCCAAACUGCUGGCCCAGAAUGCUGCAGAAGCUGAGCAAGAGCGACAGAGGCUGGAGAUCACAGCUCUGAAAACCAAGGAGGAGAAACGCCUGAUGGAGCAGAAGAUGCGGGAGGCAGAGCUGAUAGCAGUGAAGCUGGUGAAGGAGUCUGACCGGAGAGCCAAGGAAGCAGAGCAUCUGAAACAAGAUCUGCAUGAAGCCAGAGAGGCUGAACGGAAAGCGAAGCAAAAACUCUUAGACAUAACAAGGCUUAAUUAUCCUCACAUGAUGAAGUACCCCCAAUACUCAGCAGCUGACACCAGAGAUGCCAACUUUGACAAAGGAUCCGUAAAACUGGAUUUGAAGGACAUUGACCUGAAGAGACUCUCCUUUGAGAUAGAGAGAGAGAGGCUGGACUACUUGGAAAAGAGCAGGAAAUUUGAAGAUCGACUGAAAGAACUGAAGUCUGAAAUUCAUGCUUUGAAACUAGAAGAAAAGCAGUCUGGGCUUUCUUCUCACUGGAAGGAAGUACUGGGAUCCUUGGAUCGCUCCUUAGGAAACACCCCAGCAUGGAUGAAAACCUUGGAAACUGGAGAUUCAUUGGAUAUAAAUCUUCAAAGACCUUUCCCUGCUUACUCAUUCAAUACUACAAGCAGCUGGCCUUGUACCAACAAAAAUCAACACACAGGGCCAGUGGAAAAAUCAUCUUUUGAGGCAAAUUCCCUGCUUGCCAGCAGCCUGGGCACAGGAACCAGAAAACAGAUUAUAAAGGUUCAGCAGCAUGACUCGGAUGUGAUCUACAUUUGAAGGCUUCCUCACCAGACUGGUACAACCUGGUGGCCAUCUCUUUGGCUGCUGCAAAACGCACCUAUCGGAGGACACUGUGCAGCUCUGCUGACAGGCAGGGGCAGGAGAGACUCGGUGCUGUGGUUAGUUGGCCUGGGGCCAUUCAGCUUCCAAGCAGAGAACAUGAGCUGGGAGCACUGGAACUGCCAGUGUGAAGUGGCUGGUGUCUUUGGGUGCAAUGGUAACAUACAAACCUGGAGGAGUGUUGUUUGCGACUUACGCACUUUCGAAGAAACACUUUGUACUUGGCUCCACCUUCCUCCCGCGGGUGUUUGUACAUGCUGAAUUUUCUACUUUUGUAGAAAGGAUGCAAGGCAGCAAGAGUCCAGGAGAUGUUUGGGAUGAGAAAUAAAUUGUACAUGAGCUUGGUGUGUACCUACACAAUAGACUAAUUAGGUUUUUGGUCCUGUCCAGGGGACGUGGUUCCCACAGAGCUGCUCAAUGUUUUGCCUGCCAAAUAUUUUCCUUUUCUUCCCCAAACAUUUCUUGGUUGGCUUAAUGAUUUGCGUUUCUCUGCGAGAAAUCUCAGCUUGUAAUUGCAGAUGUAGAAGUGGAUGUCUUCAAAUACCUCUCAUUCCAGAGGGAAUCCUGUUUGGAAUGCAAAGCUCCCCUUCUCUCUACAGCUUCUGACUAGAUCAAGCACUUCUGUUGCUUUUGCUACUCUAGCAAACUUUGCAUUCAUUAACUUGUUUCCUAGGUCUGUGUAACAGCUUCCAGAUCAGACAAAGACAAAAGAUGCUGCUGGUGUCUGCUGAAUUGGACUUAUUUCUGAUGGAGAGGUGCAUGCGGUGAAAUGUCUGCCUCAUUAGCAAAACUUACUUGUAUUUUCUGGUUCUCUGUGUGUUUAAGUGUCUGUUUAACCAUAAAUCUUCAGCCUGGGGACUUCUGGGGAAGCAGACAAUAUGCAGCUGUGGCUAAAGUAGUAGCACAGUUGAGCAUGUGGCACAUGAUGUAAAAACGAAUGUUGUUAAAUAUCUUGGUCUAAAAGCUUAAGAUAAAAAAA